Messenger RNA from Arabidopsis arenosa, 4006 nucleotides. NCBI's taxonomy places the organism in Eukaryota, Viridiplantae, Streptophyta, Magnoliopsida, Brassicales, Brassicaceae. The record is from the annotation of a GenBank genome assembly.
AUUAAUUAACAAAUCCUUAAUCUACACAGCAGAGAGAGAGAGAGAGAGCUUGAAGACGACGACGAUGAUCGAGCCUUUAAAUAACCUUCUCUUCUUGUCAACGCGUUUCCUUCUUCUUUCCUUCUUUUUCUUCUCUUCCACCUCCUCUCCUGUUCAUGGUGGAUGGGAGUCGGAGAUCCUCUUCCACUUCCGCCGGACAAGAACCGUCGGGAGGGUAAUAAACCGCCGGAUAUUGCGUCGACUUCUUCCUCCUCCGCUUCGGCGCUAGCGGAGCUCCAGUUUCUCGCCGGUGAUACCGUCCGGUCCGGUUCCGAUCUAGCGGUGGAGCUCCGGUCUAAGUUUGAUUUUCUUAAGCUUGUAUAUAAGUAUCAUUCCGCAGCUGAAGAUGAGGUUAUAUUUUCAGCUUUGGACACUCGUGUGAAGAACAUUGUUUUCAAUUACUCGCUUGAACAUGAUGCCACAGAUGAUCUUUUCACUUCAGUUUUUCAUUGGCUAAAUGCUCUUGAAGAGGGAAAAGGGAACAGAGCUGAUGUACUUCGUGAAGUUGUUUUAUGCAUUGGCACAAUUCAGUCAUCCAUAUGUCAACAUAUGCUUAAAGAAGAGCGGCAGGUGUUUCCUUUGAUGAUUGAGAACUUCUCCUUUGAAGAACAGGCAUCGUUAGUGUGGCAGUUCAUUUGUAGUGUUCCAGUGAUGGUGUUGGAAGAAAUUUUCCCAUGGAUGACGUCUUUACUCUCUUCCAAGGAGAAAUCAGAAGUUGAGAAUUGUGUGAAAGAAGUUGUCCCAAAAGAAGUCACCUUGCAACUGGUUAUAAACUCUUGGCUAGUUGAUGAUUGUCCAUCUUCUUUGACGGCUCUUACAAAGAUCAUGAAAGGAGUCCAGUCUGUAGAAGUGUCUGAAAAUAUGAACAACUCUUCAUCAUCAAGUGGGAUGUUUCAACGUUUUUGGCAGUGGAGUAAAAUGUCAUUUUCUAGUCCAAAUACAGGACAUACUUUGGUUCAUGGUAUCCAGCUUUGGCAUAACGCAAUUAAAAGAGAUUUGGUAGACAUUCAAAAAGGAUUAUGCCAAUUGACAUUUCCAAGCCUUUCGUUGGACCUCAAUGUGCUCGUGGUUCGGCUAAACUUCCUUGCUGAUGUCCUUAUCUUUUAUGGCAAUGCAUUAAAGAAGUUCUUUUACCCAGUGUUUGAAGAAAUGGUGGAUCAACAACACUCUUCCUUUUCCAAACAAUUCACCAUAGAUGACCAUGUGGAAAACUUUAAGAAGUCACUAGACCUUGAAACUAGAACAGGGAGUGACAAUUUUGUCAUGACGCUUCAGAAGAAACUGGAGUCCCUUAUAUUGACAGUAACCAAGCAUUUUUCUAUAGAGGAAACAGAGGUAUUCCCAAUCAUCAGCAAGAACUGCAACAUUGAAAUGCAGAGGCAACUCCUAUACAGAAGCCUUCAUGUCCUGCCUCUAGGAUUACUUAAGUGUGUCAUAAUGUGGUUCUCUGCUCAGUUGCCAGAAGAUGAAUGUCACUCAAUUAUUCACUUCUUAAGUUCGGAAGAUUCUUUUCUGAAGAAACCUUUUGCGAACCUCUUGUUGCAGUGGUUUCGCUUCGGUUAUUCAGGCAAAACACCAGUUGAAAGUUUCUGGAAUGAGCUUUCCUUUAUGUUCAAACCGAGAUGUUCCGUUCAAGAGGAACACACUGAAGAAGCUUCUGGAUCUUUCGUCCAGCAAUCACAGCAGCAACUAUGCAAAGGAUCUGAUCCUUAUUUGCUUAAAAAUAAGUCUUCUACCUGUUUCCAGUCAAUGGAUCCACCUCUUGGUUACAUGAAUGAAACACCUUACUCGAGUGCGAUGAAUCAGCAAAUACUUAUCCCAGGAAAGCUCAGGCCACUUCAACAUCUUCCUGAUAUUUUUGGUGACAAGAAUAUUGGAGAGCACUUAAAUAUGGAUUUUAAACCAAUCGAUCUGAUUUUCUUCUUCCACAAGGCAAUGAAGAAAGAUCUAGACUACCUUGUAUGUGGUUCAGCUCGGCUCACAACAGACUGUAGCUUCCUCGGGGAGUUUCAUCAGCGGUUUCAUCUUAUAAAGUUCUUGUAUCAAAUUCACUCCGAUGCAGAAGAUGAGAUUGCAUUUCCAGCCUUGGAGGCAAAGGGUAAACUACAAAACAUUAGUCAGUCAUACAGUAUUGAUCACGAACUGGAAGUCGAACACCUCGAUAAAGUAUCAUUUCUUUUGAAUGAGAUGGCAGAAUUGAACAUGUUGGUACUGGACAACAAGAAUGUGAAGUAUGAGAAGUUGUGUAUGAGCCUUCAAGAUAUAUGCAAAUCCAUUCAUAAGCUACUGUCUGAGCAUCUCCACCGAGAAGAAACUGAGCUCUGGUGUUUAUUCAGAGACUGCUUCACUAUUGCAGAACAAGAAAAAAUCAUAGCAUCCAUGCUUGGAAGAAUAAGUGGAGAAAUAUUGCAAGAUAUGAUUCCAUGGCUAAUGGAAUCUUUGAUCCCUGAUGAACAACAUGCUGUGAUGUCCUUGUGGCGACAAGCAACAAGGAAAACUAUGUUUGGUGAAUGGCUAACAGAAUGGUACAAUUCUCAUGUUGUAGAAGAGGAAACAGAGGAAGCAAAGAAUGAUCUAUCUGAGAAUUCAGAUCCAUUAGAUAUUGUCUGGAGUUAUCUCUUUGAAGGAGCUGCUGAUGAGGACAAAGGAAGCAUUUGCAGCAAACCUCUGGAAGAGACAGAGUUAAAAGGUCUCAUGAAUAAGCCAUUUGGAAAGGCUGUUCCCAGUAACAAGGUAGAAUUUGGAAACAAAGAGGAGAAAAUUUCAGAAAGUAAAAAGGUGUGUACAGGAGCUGAUGAAAGGAAGUACAAAGAACAAACCGACAACAACGCGCAAGCUUUUCAGAUGUCGCAGAAUACUAGCCAAUCUGGCCAAGACAGUAGAUAUGAGUGUCUGUUAUCAAUGAGUCAAGAAGAUGUGGAGGCUACGAUUAGAAGAAUAUCUCGUGACCCUGCCUUGGAUCCUCAAAAGAAAUCAUAUAUCAUCCAAAACUUGUUAAUGAGCCGUUGGAUUGCUACACAACGGAUAUAUAAUCUUGAACCAUCCAUUCUCUCAAGCAAUAGGGAAGCAGUUCCUGGUCAGAAUCCAUCUUAUCGAGAUCCUCACAAAUUGAUCUUUGGUUGCAAACACUACAAGAGAAGUUGCAAGCUUCUUGCUCCUUGUUGCAACAAGCUCUUCACGUGUAUACGAUGCCAUGAUGAAGAGGUUGAUCACUUAUUGGAUAGAAAACAGAUCACAAAGAUGAUGUGCAUGAAGUGCAUGAUAAUUCAGCCAGUAGGUGCUAGUUGCUCAAAUACUUCAUGCAAUUCAUCAAUGGGAAAAUAUUACUGCAAAAUAUGCAAGUUGUUUGACGAUGAUAGGGAAAUCUAUCAUUGUCCCUACUGCAAUCUCUGCCGGCUAGGAAAAGGACUGAGCAUUGACUACUUCCAUUGCAUGAAAUGCAAUGCUUGUAUGUCGCGAACCUUAGUAGAACAUGUAUGCAGAGAAAAGUGCUUAGAAGAUAAUUGCCCGAUUUGUCAUGAAUACAUAUUUACCUCAAAUUCUCCAGUGAAGGCUCUUCCAUGCGGUCACGUGAUGCAUUCAACGUGCUUUCAGGAGUACACAUGUUCGCAUUACACAUGCCCUAUUUGCAGCAAGUCACUUGGGGAUAUGCAGGUUUACUUUAGAAUGUUAGACGCACUGCUCGCAGAACAAAAGAUGCCAGAUGAAUACUUAAACCAAACUCAGGUAAUACUAUGUAAUGAUUGUGGGAGAAAGGGAAAUGCUCCUUACCAUUGGCUCUAUCACAAGUGCUCUUCUUGUGCCUCCUACAACACCAGACUUUUCUAGUUCCUUCUCCAAUUUUCCUUCUUUGUUUUUUUUCAUUGUACAUCUGCAAGUCUUUAACAAUAUUUUCUUUUCUUUUUGGAAGCAUUUGAUUUUGUAUGGAAAAAGAUAUUCUACAUAUUAUUAAAUCUAGAUGAUUGUU